Drosophila gunungcola (fruit fly) is the source of this 5933-nucleotide messenger RNA. RefSeq lists its product as uncharacterized. Gene Ontology annotation, molecular function: phosphotyrosine residue binding. The record is from RefSeq and is a predicted model, not a curated record. Lineage: Eukaryota; Metazoa; Arthropoda; Insecta; Diptera; Drosophilidae.
UUUAAUAUAUAUUAAAAAAAUGAAAUAAUGUCAAAACUGAUAAGCUAACAAAGACGUUUCAACAACCACAUUUUGAAAAUACUCCACACCAAAGGGAAUCGAGGAGAUUCUUUAAGAUGGAGCGCAUGUGGCGAAAAGUGAACCACAGUUUGCGCAACACCAACAAGUCGCAGCAACCACAGCAGCCGGCGGGUGGCGAGGCAGGUGCCACUGUUGGUGGGCCCAGUGCAGCGGCCACGCCCCAAUCCACCGACACGAUUAGCUCGGCGGGCGGCUUUGGCGAUGGCCAGCUGGUGGUCGCCGUCCAGGGAUUGGCAGCCGCCGGCGGCGGAUCCAAUGCCACCGGAAGACGGCUGGCCAGCAGCGGCGGCGGCUGCAACAAGUCGCUCAGCCAACAUGUCCUGCAAACGCGUACCGCUUCCUCGGAGCGACGGCGGCGUCGCCGGCGGAAGAGUCGACCGCGACGUGGCGGCGGCAUGGGCGUCACCAGUUGCGUCGGCGACACCGGCGGCGAUAAUAUGUCUUCCUCGGGCGGCUUUUACACCCUGAAAGAGCACCAGCACUAUCGCCCCAGUCACCACCAUGGUGGGGGCGUGUCCGGCGGGGGCGGUGGCUCAUCGCGACGCCUGUUCGCCACCUCGGCGCCCAGUGGCACAGUGAUGAUGUAUCCGAAUCCCCAGCGAGCCACGCCGCUGGCACCAUCGACUGGAGGAGGCGGAGGAUCUGGUCCCGGCCAGGCAUCCACAUCGGUUGGUGCUGCGGGAGGAGCUGGAGGUGGAGCAGGAUCUGGAGGUGCAGCUGGAACUGGAGGACAACCAGACAUCUCACUGCGACAGCGGGCGGUGGCCAAGUUGCGCAUGUUCAACUUCCAUCUCAACUGGGACCUGCACAUGACGCACUGCAAACCCUGCGGUCCUCGACUGAGCGGCAGUGGUGGCAACAUAAUCACCCGCCGCUUGUGCCGCAAUCGUCGGCGGGAGGACAACGAACUGUACCGCUCCAAUAGCUUCAAGUUCGAGCGUUUCGAGCGCAAGGAGUGCCUGGAGGAGCUUUCCAACACGUUGAAGAAGCAGAUUGCCAUCUGUGAUGAUUACAGCCUGCCCGUAGACUUUGUUAAAAAACGACCGUCCAGCUUCGAUCCGUGCCUGGCGGAGGCGAUACCAGCGAAUCCCGAGCACUGGAUUGCCCCCAGUCCGCAAACCGAGUUUCUGCCAUUUGGCGAAGCCCAACAAGCGUUGCAACUACAAGCAACAGCAGCAGCAACAGCAGCAACAACAUCAACAGCAGCUGCGGCAGCGGCAACAGCACCUCAACUACCGCCCCCGCUGCCCGCCCCCGUUGCAACAUUGCCCAGUCAGGCGGCAACAACAGCAGCAGCAGCAACAGCAACAGCAACAGCUGCGAUUUUGGCCAACCACCAGCAACAUCAGCACUUGAGCAUCAGCAGCAGCAGCAACAACAACAACAACGGCAGCAACACACACAGCCAACAGAAUACGCACAGCAACAAUAACAACACAUUGCCAGUGGGGGCACAACAGCAACAUCAUCAUCAGCCGCAACGUGCAACAUUGCAACAUCCGCCGCUGCCAAAUAGCAACAUCAAGCAGGCAUCGGUGAAGUUGAUCGAAGGAUAUUCAGACCCAAAGGAUACGCGCAAUCAAAAGGUUUAUCACAAAAAGGCCAAGAAACGCACGGCUCCUGGCCACAAGCGCCAUCAGCAACAGCAUCAGCAGCAGCAGCAACAGUUGCAGCUGCAGCAACAACAGACAUUGCCGACGCCCAGAAGCUCACAGCAACAGCAGCAGCAACAACAAUUGCAUCAGCGACACUCCACCUACAACAACAACAACGGCAACUUAAGAAAAGAUAAACGGAAUAGCCAAUAUAAUUCAGACUCUUCGGCGCCGAAAUCCUCCGACGACGAGGCGGACAUAGACGAGGAGGUUGAACAGCAGCCGCUGCCCGUGCCGCAGCCUCCAGCCCAGACCGCUCCGCUGACAGCGGCGGGUCUCAAUUCCCCGGACUCCAUAUCCGAUGACCUGGUGCGUCCGCUGCCACCGCAACUUCAGCGCAGUCCGCGCAAACUGACCGUCGCCCCAGUGGAGCACAACAAGCGCCAGCCCUCGCCCUACUACUACUCCGAUCUGCUCAAGAGUCGCGACAAGGAUAAGGACAAGGAACGCGAUAAGGACAGGGAGGACUUUAAGCUCAAGUGCCGCCAGUCGACGGCCAGUGAACCGCCGCAGCAAACGCCCACGCAAUUGGCUGGCUACCGCAAGAGCUCCAGCUUGGAUGUGCCGCCGGCGGAGGAGCAGCAGCAUCAGCAGCAGCAGCAGCAGCAGCAGCAGCAGCAGCAGCAGCCGGAAGCAGAGAGCCACGAGGAGGAGGAUCCCCGGACGGGACAGGACUCGCAGUCGACGCCCAAGCGAUACAGUUUCACCGAGGAGGGUGUGCACAUCAUCCGCUGCGAGACGCCCAGCACCAGCACUUCCGAGGAGUCCGAUUGCAGUGAGUGCCUCAAGCGACGCGAGUGGCACGCCCGAGCCUUGGCCUUAGUCCGCAAGACCUGCAACGUUCAGCCAAGGAACCAGCAACAGAACCAGAACCAGAACCAGAACCAGAGUCAAAAUCAGGGACAGAAUCCCACUGGCAGCGAGCUCCAGUUGCAGUUGCAGCAUUGCGACGCCGGCGAGGGCGAGCUGCUCAAGUGCUGCCCACCGCCACCGGCUCCAGCGGAGAUCCAGGUGCAGGUCCAGCCGAUGCCACCGCACCGCCUGCUGGGACCAGCAGCCGUGUGCGGAGCCUGCAUCACAUCCGCUCCUGCCUCCUCCUCCUCCUUGGCCGGCGGACGGGGCAGCGAGCCCGGCGAUGAUCUGGAGGAGGAGUACUUCCGGCCGCGCAGCAUCUUCUAUGUGCAUCCGCAUGGCGUCCACGAGUGCGCCGAGUGCGCCCAGCCAGCAGUCCAGUCAGCAGUUAAAUCAGUCCAAUCAGUCCAAUCAGUCCAAUCAGUCCAGUCAGUCCAGACUGCUCAACCGCCAACGCUGCCCACGCUGAGCAAUCCAACGCUCGAUCUCUACGGCAACGACGAGGACGAAGUGGACGGCGACGAGGACGAGGACGAAGACGAAGAAGAGGACGACGACUCCGAGGACAUCAUGGGCAGCCGGCGAAGGCAGAUCUAUGAGACGGCCUUCGACUGCAAGAUAGCCAAGUCGGAUGACGAUCUGGAUGAGGUGGAUCGCAUCACCAACUGCUCGGUGUUGCUGCAGUUGAGCAAUGGCAAUGGCAAUGGCAAUGGCAAUGGCAAUGCCGCUGACCUUGCCAAGGUCAACUCACUGGUGGGAGGAGGAGCCGCCAAAACGCGGGCAGAGUGCAAAAGGGCCAAGAACUCGAAGAACCAGGCGCUGCAAGAGCAGACGGGCGAAGCCCAUGUCCAAGUGCAUCAGGUGCAGUCGGAGCUGGGCAAAUUGCAGCUCAGCCAGGUGGACCAGCAGAAUCAGAAUCAGAAUCAGGGACAGUCGGGAACGGCUGCUGGUACUGGUAGUGCUACUGCCACUGCCACUGCUACUGCUGGUGCACCAGGAAGUGGAGUAAGUGCAUCCAGCACUCAGCAGUUGCCGGUGCGAGGCUAUACCCCAUCGCCGCCCUCAACAGCUCCGUUGCCAAUGAAAUUCCCAGGCAAACAUGAACGCUACCUGAACAUGAACAGCAUACGGAGUGCACCCAAUCUGCCCGCCGCCAAUCCAGCGCAUCCGCGUCUCCGCGAUCUCCGCCUGCCCAUUCAGUCCAUGCGAAACCAGUGCGGCGGUGGCAACAACAGCAGCAAUGACAACAGUCUCACCGACAGCGCCUACGUGAAUCCGCCCUCGACCAACUCGAAUUCGCAUUCGAAUGCCGCCUCGGGUUCGGCCGUCGGAUCGGCUGGAUCUGAUCUGAUAUCGGCGACGACAGGAUCGGCCGCAGCCGUGGCCUCUGCUCCGCGGAGGCCUCGCUCCUUUGUCCUCGAAUCGGGCAGGGUGCUGGAGCUGCGACGCAGUGCCCAGGGCGGGCACCACCAUCAUAGCCACCAGUAUCAGCAUCAGCAGCAGCAGCCGGGAGGUCAUCACCACUCCGUGCACCAUCAUCACCACCAUGGCCGAAGGAGCCACCAUCAUCGCCAGGGUGCGGGGCAAACGGCCGCCGGCGGAGGUCACAACUACAGCAGCACGGAGAGCAUCGCCACCUCGAGCAGUGGCGGCAGCAUGGAGUCGCUGCGCAGCAGCACCAGCGAGGGCAAUCGCAGCACCUCCAGUUCCGAGUCGCGGCACUCCAGUUCGCUCAGCUCGCACAGCUCGGAGUCGGGCGGCAGCGGCGGCAGUGGUGGCUCCUCCAGCGUGGCCUAUCCCCUGCGAUCGGCAGCGCCGCCGCCGCCGCUGCUGCUGCAGCACUCCAAGCUGCACAUCCUCAGUCCCAUUUCCGACAAAUCCUCGCAGGAGCCGGCCUCGGCCAGUGCCUCCUCGGAGCAGUCACAGCAGCAGCAGCAGCAGCAGCAGCAGCAGCAGCAGCAGCAACAGAAGGCGCCCAUGGCCAUGCAGGAAGAGGAUUCGAGUGGAGCACCCGCACACCCAGAGAAAAAUCAUGGAGCCACACUGCAGGUCAAUCCCGUGGUGGUCUCCCUGAAGCAGCCGCGCAAUCGGGCCGCUCCCAACAAGGCCCUGCUCCAGCUGGCCGAUGAGCUACUGGGCUCGGACAGUGGCAUAUCGUUGCACUCGCGGGAGGAGGGCAAACCGCAGACCUUGGCCCUGCAGCGUUUGACGCUGCCCAAGCUGCAGUUGAUUGGAGCCAGCGAGGGCACAGCCACUUCCAGUGGAGGAUCUGGAUCAGGAGGCGGAGCAGGAGGAGGAGGAGGAGGAGGAGGAGGUGCCUCCUCAGCGGCAGGAGUAUCUGGAUCGGGCUCCACAGGCGCUGCAGCCGGCAUUCCGCAGGACCUGCGUGACCUACCCUUCGACAUGCCCAAGCUGCGACGCCGCAAAACGUUGCAACAGGAGGCGGCCUGCACUUCGGGCAGUGCCACCUCCGUCGAUCUCGGCGAGCUGCCCUUCGACAUGCCCAAGCUGCGGCGCCGGCUCCGGGCCAACCAGGCCGAGAUCAACAACCUGCUGAUGCACAGCACCGAGUCCAGCGGCAUCUCGCAGGCCUCCUCCAGCCACUCCAUGCGCGACGAUCACAAGCUGGCCAGCAAGCUGGAUACAGCACUUUUCCGGCAGAACCUCACCCUCAACCUAAAUGAGUCGCGCCAGGCCACCAAGCAGUUUGGCAGCCUGGAUCUGCGGGGUCUCAGCAGCAACAAGGAGCUGAACAUGAACCUGGGCCAGGGCUAUGUCACCGCGGUGGACCUAAUCGAUGUGACCAUUCCUCUGGAGCGCCAGGGUUGGUACCAUGGCGCUAUUACGCGAGUUGAGGCGGAGACCACGCUUCGUCCGCUGUCCGAGGGUUCCUUCCUGGUGCGCAACUGCGAGUCCACCAAGCAGGACUACUCGCUGUCCCUCAAGGGCGCCAAGGGCUUCAUGCAUAUGCGGAUCCAGCGCAACGAGACCGGUCAGUACAUCCUGGGCCAGUUCAGCCGUCCCUUCGAGACGGUGCCGGAGAUGAUCCGGCACUUCUGCCUCAACCGGCUGCCAGUGCGCGGUGCCGAGCACAUGUGUCUGAUCGAGCCGGUCAUCGCCCAGCUGCUCUAAGAGGAACUUUGGGGAACGGCCAACGGGAGCGAACCAAACAGAAUUACAUAUUAAUAGCGUGUAGUGGACUUAGGAACCUAUGUGAACAUGUAUGCACUAGUUAUAUUAUGCGAUAGUUGUAAAACGAAGAUGGCAAUUUUUUCAUGUUUUUUUUUUUGUCGGCCUCGAGUUUUGUAUGUCGGUUCUACUAGCAAACGAGCAAAAAAAUACAAA